CCCCCCCCCCUCCCCAGUUGAGGCUGGGCUCCUUCCCGCGAGCUCGGCGGUGGGUGGGCGCCUUUGAUUGCCUUUCGGGUGCGGGGAGGCUUGCCGCGAGGUGAGUUUCUCGGCUCCUGAGGAGGUGGCCCGGCGGCGUUUUUUUAAAAAAUUUCCUUCUUUCCCUCUCGCUCUCCAGCCGCACCGUCCCAGCCGGCCGGACUUGCAGGCACUUCCUGCAAGUGUGGCCGGCUGGGACGUUGCGGUUAGGGAGGCUGCUUCUGGCUCCCAGCAGUGGCGAAGCGGGCGAGUUUGGGACGGAGAAAAGCCGCGGGUGGGGAAAACUCCGCAGGCGAGACUUUGGGGUUCCUCGAGAGUAAGGACGAAAGCAAAGGGAGCCGAAGCCGCCCGGUUGCCGAAGAGGGACGCGCGGCUGGCGGUGGAUCGAUCUCCAGUUCUCUCGGCUGGCUACGGCCCUCUUUUCAUGAAAUCUUUGAGUUUGCCAGUUGUUUGGAAUUAGUUACGAAAGAAGAAGAAGAAAGGAGGAGGAAGAAGAAAAAGAAAAUCUCCAAACCAACGUCAUUUUAACUCCGGGGUUUGGCUGGACUUGAAAAGAAGGGAGGAAAAAAAAUCGCGCUCCCGAGCUCGUGUAUUGUUUUCCCUCGCUCGCUUUCAUAAACUUAACUCCGAAGAACUCUGUAAUUGGAUAACAAGAGUAAUAGGAUGACAUCCCUUAUAGAUCCCAGGAUUAAACUAGCUUUGAGGAAGAAACCAUCUGAAAGAACUGAAGAGGAAUUAAAUACUAUCUAUUACUAUCUUCAUGGAAUGGAUUCAUUAUCUCAUCUCAGGGAGCAUCAGUUAAGAAUUAUGACUUCCACUGCACGUUAUAAAAGAUAUGAUGGAAAUCAAGUUUUAUUUUGCUCUGAUACUAUUGCAAGAUGCUGGUAUAUUCUGCUUUCUGGAUCUGUGCUUAUGAAGGAUUCUAUGUUUUUGCCACCCCACAGCUUUGGCAAGCAAUCUGGAGGAAAACGAGGUUGUGAAUGCAUUGUGUUGGAACCUUCAGAAAUGAUCGUGGUAGAUAAUUCAAAAGAGAAUGAAGACAAUAUCUUGCAGAGGGAAGUGCCUCUUCGACAAUCUCGCCGGAGGUUUCGGAAGAUUAAUCAGAGAGGAGAACGUCAGACCAUUACAGAUAAUGUGGAUGUUAGUAGCUACCUUUCCCUUCCAGCAGACCUUACCAAGAUGCAUCUCACAGAUAAUCAACAUCCACAGGUGACACAUGUCCCUUCAAGUCAGUCUGGCUGCAGCAUUGCCAGUGAUUCUGGGAGCAGCAGCUUAUCAGACAUCUAUCAGGCUACAGAAAGUGAAAUGGGAGAUGUAGAUUUAACUGGCCUCCCAGAAGCGCCUGUAGAUUCUGAAGAUGAUGAAGAAGAAGAUGAAGACAUUGAUAGAACAUCUGAUCCUCUGCUAGGGCGAGAUGUUGUUCGAGAGUGUCUUGAAAAAGAACCUGCUGACAAAACAGAUGAUGAUAUUGAACAAUUAUUGGAAUUUAUGCAUCAGCUUCCAGCAUUUGCAAACAUGACUAUGUCAGUAAGAAGAGAACUUUGUUCAGUCAUGAUAUUUGAAGUAGUAGAGCAAGCAGGAGCCAUCAUCCUUGAAGAUGGGCAAGAACUUGACUCUUGGUAUGUUAUUUUAAAUGGCACUGUGGAAAUUAGCUAUCCUGAUGGGAAAACAGAAAGUCUUUGUAUGGGAAAUAGUUUUGGAAUUACCCCAUCUCUGGAAAAGCAACACAUGAAUGGUGUGGUUAGGACCAAAGUAGAUGAUUGCCAGUUUGUAUGUAUAGCCCAGCAAGACUACUGGCGUAUAUUAAACCAUGUUGAAAAAAAUACACAUAAAGUGGAGGAAGAAGGAGAAAUUGUUAUGGUGAAGGAGCAUAGAGAAUUAGACCGCAGUGGAACCAGAAAAGGACACAUUGUCAUUAAGGCUACACCUGAACGCCUCAUUAUGCAUUUAAUAGAAGAGCACUCUAUUGUGGAUCCAACUUACAUUGAAGACUUUUUAUUAACAUUCAGAACAUUUUUGUCAAGCCCUCUGGAAGUUGGAGAAAAACUUUUAGAGUGGUUUCAGGUUGACAGUCUCAGGGACAAGGUUACUCGAGUUGUACUGCUAUGGGUGAAUAACCAUUUCAAUGAUUUUGAAGGAGAUCCAGCCAUGACAAGAUUUUUGGAAGAAUUUGAAAAACAUUUGGAAAAUGCGAAAAUGAAAGGACAUCUCAGGUUAUUAAACAUUGCAUGUGCCGCAAAAGCAAAGUGGAGACAAGUCACCUUGCAAAAGCCUUCUAGAGAGUCACCACUUUUCUUCAGUCUUCUUGGAGGGAGCGAAAAAGGUUUUGGUAUUUUUGUAGAGUCAGUGGACUCAGGAAGCAAAGCAGCAGAAGCUGGGCUUAAACGUGGUGAUCAGGUAAUGGAAGUAAAUGGGCAAAACUUUGAGAACAUUACAUUUUCAAAAGCUACUGAAAUCUUGAGAAACAAUACUCAUCUUUCCAUUACUGUAAAAACAAAUAUUUUUGUAUUCAAAGAACUACUUAGUAGGAUAGGACAGGAGAAGAAUGGAGUUCCACAUAUUCCCAAAAUAGCAGAAAAGAAAAAUAAUCGUUACUCCAUCCCAGAUAUUCCUGGAGAUGUGGAACAAAUGUUUCCACGUGAGAAAGCAAACAAGAAACUGAAAGCAAACACUGUGUCUGGAGGAAGAAACAGAAUUAAGAAAAUUUUAGACAAGACAAGAUUCAGUAUCUUGCCUCCAAAACUAUUCAGUGAUGGCAGUGUAAGCCAGUCACAAGAUGACAGCAUUGUGGGAACAAGACAGUGCAGACACAGUUUGGCAAUUAUGCCUAUUCCUGGCACUCUUUCAUCUAGCAGUCCUGAUCUCCUGCAACCCACAACUAGCAUGUUGGAUUUUUCGAAUCCUUCAGCAGUUGGUUUUUACUACAUUCCUGAUCAGGUUAUAAGAGUCUUCAAAGCUGAUCAACAGAGUUGUUACAUUAUCAUCAGCAAAGACACUACAGCAAAAGAAGUUGUAAGCCACGCAGUACAUGAAUUCAAUUUGACAGGAACCCCAGAGACUUAUUCUCUGUGUGAAGUUUCUGUGAGCACUGAAGGAGUCAUCAAACAGAGAAGGCUUCCCGACCAGUUCUCAAAGUUAGCAGACCGAAUUCAGCUCAAUGGGAGGUAUUAUUUGAAAAAUAAUAUGGAAACGGAGACUCUGUGUUCAGAUGAAGAUGCUCAAGAAUUGCUAAGAGAGAGCCUAAUCUCACUUUUACAGCUGAGUACUAUUGAAGUGGCUACUCAGCUUUCAAUGAGAGACUUUGAAUUGUUUCGAAACAUUGAGCCUACCGAGUAUAUUGAUGAAUUAUAUAAGCUGUAUUCUAAAACAGGAAAUACUAACCUGAAACAAUUUGAGGAUGUUAUUAAUCAAGAAACGUUUUGGGUUGCUACGGAAAUUCUAUCUGAAACAAAUCAGCUGAAAAGGAUGAAGAUUGUAAAACAUUUCAUAAAAAUCGCUCUUCAUUGCAGAGAAUGCAAGAAUUUCAACUCUAUGUUUGCUGUUAUUAGUGGUCUUAAUCUGGCACCAGUGGCUCGACUCAGAGGUACAUGGGAAAAGUUACCAAGCAAAUAUGAAAAACACCUUAGAGACCUUCAGGAUCUUUUUGAUCCAUCUAGGAACAUGGCAAAGUAUCGCAAUAUCCUUAGCAGUCAGAGCAUGCAGCCUCCAAUUAUUCCACUAUUCCCAGUGGUUAAGAAAGAUAUUACAUUUCUACAUGAAGGAAAUGAUUCAAAGGUGGAUGGUUUGGUAAAUUUUGAGAAACUGAGAAUGAUUGCUAAAGAGAUACGCCAGGUGGUCAGAAUGACUUCUGCUAAUAUGGAUCCUGCUGUGAUGUUCAGACAAAGGAAGAAGAGGUGGAGGAGUUUGGGGUCACUGAGUCAGGGUAGCACAAAUUCAAACAUGUUGGAUGUUCAAGGAGGGGCUCACAAAAAACGUGCUCGGCGCAGCUCUCUUUUAAAUGCAAAGAAGUUGUAUGAAGAUGCUCAGAUGGCAAGGAAAGUCAAACAAUACUUAUCCAACCUAAAUGUGGAAACAGAUGAAGAAAAAAUCCAGAUAAUGUCACUUCAGUGUGAGCCUACAUACAGCACUUUGACAAAAAAUUUAAGUGAAAGACGAGGUACAAAAGCAUCAGAGAUGUCUCCGAUGCCACUGAGGUCCGUUGGCCAAACCACAAAAGCCCACUUACAUCAACAAAACAGAAUGAGUCAAGUUCUUCAAGUUCCAGCAGUUAAUCUGUACCCCAUUCGGAAAAAAGGACCAGUAAAAGACCAUGUCGUUUUUAGUGCAAGUUCUCCUCAAAAGUCACUUAGUUUAUCUGAAGAACCAAGCAGUAAAAAGCACACAGAAGAUGACAUGUCUGUGGCAUCAUCGUUGCAUUCCAGCCCUCCUGCUUCCCCUCAGGAAUCUCCACGCAAAGUUAGUAACUCACAGAGGUCUGAAAACUGCCAGCUUAAUCUGUCUGGUUCGUCUUCCUCUCUUGCAAGUGAAACAAGCAACAAGAACAGUGGACAUCGCAGCUAUGGAAUAGGCUAUGCCCUGAUCCCGUCUGCCAAAUCUGAGAAUUUUUCCGAUUCCAGCCAUAGUGAGAUCUCCUCACGAUCCAGCAUUGUCAGCAACUGUUCUGCUGACUCCAUGACUGCCGCCCUUCAGGAUGAGAGAUGUCCGCCUCCGACGAUGGUGAUGGACGCAGUUGGGGCAGGGGAAAGGAGAGAGCCCUUUCAGCCACCACUUGAAUACAAUCAGUCUUGCUCUGGUUUAAGCUGGCCGUUGCCUAGACCUCCAGUGAUCCGAGGGCUGCCUGUCCCAUCUUCCAUGAGCACCGAGGAGAUGUCUCAUGAGCACCUCACAAUAGAAGCAGCAGAUAGCGGCCGUGGAAGCUGGACCUCUUGUUCGAGUAACUCUCAUGAUAAUUUUCAAAACAUACAGAACCAAAAGGGGUGGGACCUCUUAAACUCUUACCGCCAUGCUCAUUUAGAAAGGGCUAUUGCUGAAGUGGAGCCAUCCAGCUGCUGUCCUGAGGAGACUCAUUUGCAGUCACACAGCAAUUCAGACAGUAGUCGGCAACCCAAAACUGGAAUGGACUUCGACCAGUCCCGGCACAGCUGGGCUUCAUCUACUUCCCUGUCAGACAUGCACGAAACAAACUAUGGGACCAUAAAACGAAGAGGACUGGAGAGCUUAACAACAGAGCAAGCUGAAGUUUUGGACACUAAAACAGGCAGUGACGCAGCUUACAAAACUGUCACUUCAAGUACAGAACAUGGCCUCAUAGUGUACUGUGUCACCUCAUCUAAGGAAGAUACUAGAUAUAGGGAGCCACCGCCCACCCCGCCAGGAUAUAUGGGGAUUUCUUUAGCGGACAUAAAAGAAGGAUCUCACCACCCACACCUAAAGCCUCCAGACUAUAGUGUGGCGGUGCAGAGGUCAAAGAUGCUGUCUAGGCUCUCCUCCACUCCUCUGAGUAGCGAACCAGUGGCCUGUUUUCCAAAGAAGAUGCCUAAGUGGCAUGGCCGGCAACCGUCCCAUCCUAAGCUAGCAGAUAUGACUGGCGCAAAUAGUGAAGAGGAUGAAGAUGAACAAGUAUCAGCAGUCUAGUCUCUGUGCUUCCUGUGAAACUUGUUUCAAAAUUUACCAACAUUGGAGGAAGGAAUUUUACAGUAUUGUCAGCUAUAGCUGACAGCUUGCUGCUAUUGACUUCAAAGAAUUGUGUUUGCGCUCUUCAACUAGUAGGAUGAACUAUCUGGAUUGUAAUUUUGAAUUUGCUUCAGCCCACUGCAAUCAGUUUGAUGGAGUCUUCUGUUGGAAAGAGAAAAUACUCAUUCUAAGAAAUACUGACCCUGCAUUGCAGUAUCAAGAAGGACCGAACAUAUGAUGUGUCGGGGCCAGCUUGGGAGCAAACUUCUGUAAAAGAACGAUAGAAUCUUUUAAGUAGACUUUGUUCAGAUAUUUUCUUUCUAACUAUUAUGGCUCUCAAUUGAAGAAAGUUAUUUUAUGUACUUACCUGAAUUGGAAAAGCUACAUCAAAACUAAAGAAACUUCUGCAACAAUCUGAAGAGUAAUUUAUUAAUUUGGAAUUUAUAUAAGGUUCUUUUUUUUGUAAAGUAUUUGAAUGCUCUGGUUGGCUAAUGUGAAUGCUUUUUCAAAGAAAAUAAGGAAGCAAAUUGUUUCAGUGUUAGUGUGAUGUCUUAUGCUAAGCAAAACACUUGAUUUCUGAGGAACUGGAUGUUCAUGAAUGCAGCUAGAAGACAUCGGUCACGUCAAACUAAAAUAUCAAGUCUUCAGAAGUAUAUAUUGAGUGUGAUUUGAUGUGCAUACAGUAGUGAAACACUGCCAUCUACUGGUUCUAUAUUUUAAAACCAGUGAAAUUCAUGCAGUUUCUUUCAGCUGCCAAAUGAUCACUAUAAGGGAGCAGUUGCAUUUUUUUUCCUUUCCUACAUUCCAUUUUCUUCCCCCUUGUCUAUAAACAGUUUCAUAGCAUAUUUGUAUCAUUACAAAUGGUUUUUUUUUCCUUCUACAAGACUUGCGUUGAAAAAAUAUCCAACACAUUACAUUUUUUUAGAAAUUCGCUUAAAAUGUUCAAACUUGCAAAUUUAGGAGCAAAGAGAUAGAAGUAAAAAUGCUAUUAGAUGAUGGUAGUGUUAGUGAUGGUGAUGAUAGUAAAGUCUAUUUAUUUUAGACUUCCAAUUUUAUUUGAAACUCUUCCCAUUCUGUAAGAGCAGUUUGGUUGUAAGACUUUUUCCCCUUACUUAAAAAAAUGUUCAUAAAUUUUUUUUUAUGAAAUCCAAGAAGAGCUCUUGCAUUUGAAAAAAUGAUAAUUCUCAAUCCAUGACAAACACAAAAAGGCAAAUAAUUUUGUAGAUUUGAAAUGAAAGGCAUUUUUCAACAUUUUAAGCCAUUGAUGACUUUGCUACUGGCAUUUGCACUACCAUUCUUGGUGCCAAAAAUAUUGUAUAACAUUAUUCUAUAUCAUCUUUUCUCUAUCUAUUGUCCUCUCAAUAUAUUUGGGUAGAAAUUCCUUGCAUUCCAAUCAGCAAGUUAAAAAUUAUGAAAUAUGAAUAUCUAAAAUGUGAUUACAAUCUGAACAUAGAAGGGAGUGGACAACCCAUCUAAUUUAAGAAUUAUUAAUGGAAUAUAUUUUAUUAAUUAACCUUAAAUGUUUAGAAUGAGUAGCUAAGAUAUCAAAACUCUUCUUUUAUUUCCCCCAAGAGCAACCAACAGUGAGAACAUACUAAAGCUUGACAUCCAUGAUUUCAACAUUUAUCACAAUGCUAUUUCAUGGACAAUUGAGAGUUAAACUUGCCUGCACACGUCAUCUAGAAAAUCCCACGUAAUAGAUUCCCACAGAUUCAGUGACUUUAAAGUACAUUGGAGAUGAAUAAUUUUCCAGAUCCCAUGUAACAUCCCAACUAGUUGCUAUGUUGAGGAAAAUCGCUUUGGAUUAUCCUACGAACAUAUUGAAUGCUUAAAAUACAGAUGUACAAAUCUGAGAACUUGUAAAAUGAAGCAAAUAAAGUGACCACAGUCACUUACCGCUGUCACUUACGCACCCCCAGUAAGCACAUUUUUAAAAAGAAAAAGAGACAAGGCUUAGGUGUGCUUUGCUCUAAGCUUUUUUGGGUGGGUGGUGGGAUGGAGAGUGAAACUUCAGUACUUCUUAUUCUCAAGUGCCUGGUAUAAUUGCAAGAUGGAAUUUACUCUCUUAUCUCAAGUUGAUAUGCUGGAUUUUGGAAAUGUCCAACAAACGUGACUUCAAAUCACAUUUUAAAAUUCAGUGAAGCUGCAGGCAUUUCUAGUUCCACACCACAUGUCUCUGGAAGAGAUGCUGUCCUGCAGGGUGGGGUGAUUACAAAGGUGCUAUUUACAUAGAAAGAUGAAUCCCUGGCUCAUAUAUAUAAUGCACAUUUGCAUGUGUAUUAUGUAAAAUAAAAAAAAGAAAGAUUGGGAUGACAUGGCAGCUUUACUUAGCCAACCAGAGUACAUAGCAGAAACUGGAGUUAUUAUUUGUGUUUAUAUUCUUCCCCUACUGCAUAAUGGUUGCCUAGUCAAACAUAAAUCAGUGGACAUGAAUGUCUCAAUGUAUAUUUAAAGUUUACUUGUAAACCUUAAUAUCAUAAAUGUUUACAGUUUAGGGUAGAAGGAAGGAUGUCUGUCUGUCUUAAAGGUGCCUCAAAUCAAUUCUAUAUUUUACACUUCAAGUUAUAAAGAGUUUUCAGAUUUACAUUUCUGUGCAAGGUGAAUGUUGCUUUUAUGUACAAAAAUCAAACUUAUCUGUUUGCAUAUGAGAUCAGUGAUAGCUUUCCCAGAAAGCCUAGGUGAAAUAUGCUUGGAUAGUUCUAAAUUUAAUGUAGAACUCCUUCAAUGCCUUGUAACAUGAAAUUGCAAAUCUGAACAUAGAACUGAUAACCAAACUCAACAAUUAAUUGCAGAAUAUAUGUUACUACUUAAAUGUCUGGAAUAAAUAGCUGAGACAUCAGGGCUCUUUUCUCUCUCUCACCCCCCCGCCCCCCCCCCCAAAAAAACCUUAAGGAAACCAACAAUGAUAAAAUAUUGAAGCUUGGCUUCCAUAAUUUUAGCAUUCAUAAUAAUGUUAUGAAUAAUGGCACAACAGAGUUGAACUUUUCCUGCACACAAACCACACAUACUCCAUAGUAGUACAGUUCCCAUUGUUUCAUAGGUUUGUGAAAAAUGUGUUUUUUUGACGGAUUGUCUCCUAAAAACCCAUAUCAGAGAUCGGAAGGCAUUUGUAUAGCACCUGUUAAAAGUUUUUACUAGAGCUGAUGUCCAACCAAAUAGAUGUGUUGUUAUUCUGUUUAAAAGUGUUUGAUGGACAUGAAUGUCUGUGGUAUGGACAUGCUUUCUUCCAGAUAUUCCUGGGCUGUCAGAGAAGGAAAUUACCCUUGUCAAAAGUAAAGUUUUAAAUCUUGAGUUCUGAGCUCUCUGCAAGUCCAGUUCAUACAACGUUUCAUGCAGUUUAUAAGUGCAAACUUAACUUCGAACUUUCUAAAUGGUAGAGUGCUAAGGGCCAACAUUAUAGCAUUUCUCUUAAUUUCAAAUAUUUCAGUUUAUAUAUACAAAACAUUUUUUACGCCUUUUCUCUUUGGUAGUAUUUUUUGUUACCUUACCAACCCACCUCGAGGUCUUUCCUUGUUGAAAAUCUAAUGAGCCAAAAAUCGCCCGCUUAAAUUUGAUGUAUUUGUAUCAACGGCAUCAAAGAAGUUUGCUUUUUAAAUUACAUUAUUUUUAAAAUCACUGGGCGACUUUUAAUACAUUUUUAAAAAAUGCAGAGCCUGUAGAGUGUAAAUAUGCAGCGGGCCAGCCAGCCCUUUUAACUGCUUCCUCUUUGCACAGUGCAAACUGCCUCAACCUGUUGUUGCUCUGAUCCUUUAGAGUUUUGGUUUGGUUUUUGCCAGAUGAAUAGUACAGGGACAGUAGCCAAACUGAAAUGGAGCUUGGGUGAACCCAAGGAGAUAAAUUUCUUCUUCUUUUCUUUAAAGCCAUUCAUUAUAAAACUGCUUAAUCCCAUUUUGUGCUGUUUACAUAAUGCUUAUUCGUUAUAUAACAACUUAUUACUAGCAUGUGCUGCCUCCCCUCCAUACACAUAUUACGUGUCAAUUUUUUUCAAGUUCUUGAAAGGGCCAAUGCUUUUCUGUAUAUAACAUUUAUUCUUUUUAAAUUGUAUUGUGAGGAAGUUGGCCUUAUGCUAAAAACGCAAUAGGAAUGUUUAAAAAUCUCAAAGGUGGAACAAGCAUCAGUUUUUAAUUUACAUGAAUAGGAGGAAAAGGAAACCCUGUAUUGUAAUAUGUAAGUAGGCCUGUACAUAAUUUGCCAUUUGAUUGCUCUUCGAGACAGGAUCAUACUGAAGAUAAACUACGGUAAGUCGUGAAAGGAAAUGUUUUCCAAAGCAGUGGUUUGUAAGAUGCACUUCGGUUACCUUGACACAGAGUGUCAUCUAAGGUAAAUUAAAAAGGUUUUGAUUUCACUUAAAUAAGUACACGGCCAGCCUUUGUCUUCUAAAGUUAAGAGAAUUUUGCACUAAUGUUAAAAAAAAAAACUGUGUCUCCCUUCAGCUUUUGAAAACACUUCUUGAGAUAUGAUCCUGCUGCACAGCUGAGGCGAUUCCAAAUGAUGAGUAAUGGAUUUUCAAUAAGAAUCCAUUAUGUCAAUGUAUCUCAGGAGGUAAAUGAAAGAAGCUUUGAUCUGUUCAGCCUUGCAUUUAUACAAAUAAUGUAUAGGAAAGAGUGCUACUACAGGUUCACGUAAUGCAUAUUACCCAAUAUGCAAUUUUAAAAACAUUGCACUUGCCUUCCAAAAACUGAUCAGGAAAAAAAAAACCUACUUCGUUGAUUGAAAUGUUUAAUGCCAACAAUUAAAACUCUUGAGUAGCAAAUGAAUUUCACCUCCAGUUCAUUCCUUUCCCUUUUCCUCCCGUAGUACUUGUCAUUGUUGUGUCUUUAAUUUCUUUAUAUAUACAUGGAAUGCAGUUUAGCUUGGUAUUCAUGACAUUUUGCGUAUGUGAGCAUAUGGGCAAAAACUGCACAGUUGUAAUGGUAUUCCAAUGGCAAUUGUAAAACUGCACAAAUCAGUGAUUGUAAAGUAUUCUGUAACAAGCAAUGUUUGUCUUCUAUUUUUUUAUACCUCUUACACUUAUGUCUUUUAGAAAGACAGUGCCUCUGUAUGCUUUUUUGUAUUUUUACUGGGUGAUUGUAAAUAUUUGUUAUAUUUUUGGUUAAGAGAAUGUUUAAAAGUAUUGUUUAAUAUCCAAUCUACUAAUGAUGUUGGAACCAAUAAACAAACUUAUCAUGGA
Thamnophis elegans (Western terrestrial garter snake) is the source of this 10882-nucleotide messenger RNA. It is a transcript of the gene RAPGEF6, whose product is annotated as Rap guanine nucleotide exchange factor 6. Gene Ontology annotation, biological process: small GTPase-mediated signal transduction; positive regulation of ERK1 and ERK2 cascade. The transcript is spliced from 31 exons. Bases 703 to 5673 code for a protein of 1656 amino acids. NCBI's taxonomy places the organism in Eukaryota, Metazoa, Chordata, Lepidosauria, Squamata, Natricidae. Gene Ontology annotation, molecular function: guanyl-nucleotide exchange factor activity; protein binding. The record is from RefSeq and is a predicted model, not a curated record.